Molecule: messenger RNA, 1263 nt
Organism: Recurvomyces mirabilis
Lineage: Eukaryota; Fungi; Ascomycota; Dothideomycetes; Mycosphaerellales; Teratosphaeriaceae
Exons: 2
Coding region: 1-1263 (420 amino acids)
Biological process (GO): transmembrane transport
Cellular component (GO): plasma membrane
Molecular function (GO): transmembrane transporter activity
Source: RefSeq, a predicted model, not a curated record
AUGGCUACUGAGACGGUCACCCUCGAAUUGUCGGAUAUCACGCCCAUCGGAGGACCACAAGCGGCUGGGCUGGCUAUAUCACCAAAGACAUCGAAGAUCACACGGCCUCUGCACGACAACGAGCCAGCCAUUGAGCCAUACGAACCCGAAUACCCAACUGGAGCCAAGUUCUAUGCCAUUGUCCUUUCGCUAUGCAUGGUACUCGUCCUCUGGGGCAUGGACGAGACAAUCGUUGGGACUGCCGUGCCAGCCACAUCGGACCACUUUCACACCGUGGCCGAUGCAGGCUGGUACGCGUCGGCGUACCGUCUAAUGAGUUGCUCUUUCCAGUUCAUGUUUGGCAAGCUAUACAAGCUAUGCUCGGUCAAGCACGUUUUCCUAUCGGCAAUCACGAUAUUUCUGGUCGGCUCCGUCUUCUGUGCUGCAGCCACAUCGUCAAAGAUGUUUAUCGUUGGCCGUGCGAUCUGCGGUCUCGUCAAGGGCGGAGAGGGCAUGACCCGAAAGGAGCUGAUCAGCCAGCUGGACCUCAUCGGAAAUAUCUGCUUUGUGCCCAGUAUCACUUGCCUCUUUGUCGCACUUGGCUGGGCGAACGUCACAUAUCCGUGGUCAGACUGGCGAGUCAUUGUACCUUUCGUCGUCUUCGUCGUGCUCCUGGCUGCCUUCAUAUGGCAGCAGCGUCGCAAGCAAGAUGCCGCAACUAUACCGCCUCGCAUCAUCAAGCAACGCAACAUCAUCGCCUCUAUCAUCUUUAUUUGCUGCUGCAACUCCAGUCAGACCGUCAUCCAUUACUACAUACCCACGUACUUCCAAGCUGUCCGCGGCUUCUCACCAGCAAAGUCUGGUUAUAUGCUACUGCCGUUCAACAAAAGUUUUUCUGUUGGGAUGCUUAUGAUCGGUAGUGGCACAAGCAUGUUUGGUUACUUCACGCCGCUCAUGAUCUUCGCAUCCACCAUCAUGCCAGUGUCGACUGGUUUGAUGACGACGUGGGCAUUGGACACACCUUUGGUGACGCUGCUUGUCUACUCAGGUUUCGUCGGGUUUGCAAGCGGUAUUGGCUUCAUGGGACCGCAGAGCGCCGUGCAGAGUUCCCUGCCGCCCUCAGACAUUCCAUUGGGCAUCGCGAUUGUCCUUUUUCCCCCAGAACUUUGGCCCUGCACUGUUUUUAGCAGCCGCCCAGUCUAUAUUCAAAAAUCAGCUGGUAGAGAAUCUCAAGGGACUACCAGGACUCAGCGCCGACAUGAGCGAGCAUACAGGUCUGACUGA